GGCACCGCCGGCCGUCGCGGAGAAUUGUAGAUUUGUUUUUUUAAGCCGGCGGCGAGUAAAUGUCUGAAUUGAGGGAGCUGAGCCGUUGAUUUUUUGGGAUGUGUGGGCCCGGAGGCCCGCUCGCGACGCGGCGAAUCAGAACCUUUGAAGUUCGGAGCGGCUGAGCCGCUAAAGCGGUUAAUUUUAUAAGACGGAUUAAUCCUUAAUUAGAUAAGGCAGUUAUGUAUAAUCAGGUUCGGCGCUUGGAUAAUUUCGUCAGCAAAGAUAAAUGAUCUGACGUGGCAUUUCCUCGAAUGAAUGUUGGGCUUUUUGGUAAUUUCACGGGAAAGAAGUUGCAGAGAAAAUAACCAGAGACGGGAGAGAGAUGGCCUUAUCCGUUAAGCCUUUAUAAAAGGACAUCAAAAUCAUCCAACAAAGAAGCAAAAACGAGAGAGAGAGAGAGAGAGAGAGAGAGAGAGAGAGGAUUUUGGUUGGUGAGUGUCGAGUUUCGAUCAUUAAUGGCGGCCGGUAGGAGUUACUUAGGUAGAGGGAGUUACAGGUUUCUUCCCGGCGAGCGGGACAGUCCGACAAUCGUUUCGGACCCGUUGUACGAGCUCGACGAAUCGGAGGUCUGGAACGCGACGCGUUCGGCGUCGCCAGAGUUGCGGAGGCCGGUUCCUAGUUCCCGGCCGGCGAAGAGGCAGUCGUCGAAGAGAGGCGAUUCAGUCGCCGGCGCGGUUUCGGCGGCGGCAUCGUCGCUUCCGCUGAACAUACCGGAUUGGUCGAAGAUCCUGAAGGAGGAUUACGGAGAGAAUAGGAGUAGAGAGAACGAAGGCAGCGCGGACAGUGACGAGGACUACGAAGAUGGAGGGAAUCGGAUCCCUCCGCACGAGUUCUUGGCGAGGCAGCUGGCGAGGACGCGGAUCGCAUCGUUCUCGCUGCACGAAGGGAUCGGGAGGACUCUGAAGGGGAGGGAUCUGAGUAGAGUCAGGAACGCGAUUUGGGAGAAAACCGGCUUCCAAGAUUAAGCGGAAGAAGAAGAAGAAGAAGCCAAAGAUCGAGAAAAUCAUAAUAACAGUGAGAAAUUAGAAUACAGUAGUACAUUAAUUAGGAAACGUUUUCUUUUUCCCGGAGCUCUCGCUUCCCACUCCGGCGACCUCUUUUUCCUCCACUUUUUGGGGUUUACCUACUAGUAUCCGUCUUCAUUUUGAUUUUUGAUUUUCUUUGUUUUCGGUGAGUUGAUGCGACCAAGAGAUAAUUCGUGCUUGUAAUCCUUAACUUCUGAGAUUGUAAUCGAAGUUGCGGAGGAAAUCUCGAUCCUUUUUGUUA
Messenger RNA from Malania oleifera, 1308 nucleotides. RefSeq names its product protein S40-4-like. The record is from RefSeq and is a predicted model, not a curated record. The transcript has a single exon. NCBI's taxonomy places the organism in Eukaryota, Viridiplantae, Streptophyta, Magnoliopsida, Santalales, Ximeniaceae. Bases 498 to 1007 code for a protein of 169 amino acids.